AUGGGCAGCUCGCACCGGCUAGCCGCCAUUGCGGCUGCCUCGCACGCGAGAAACUACUACAACCACACGCAGCCUGAAAUAUCACAGACUGAGACACCGCAUUACAGUGUUAAUAUACUUUUUAUCAGUGCGACCCUAUGCGGGGUACUGGUGGCGGUGUGUGCGGCGUGCUGGCGCCGUUCACCCUCCGUCGACAAGCCGGAGGACCAUGUUGAGUGCAGCGGCGUCUACACUGUAAGCGAAGAUGAUAGACUGGCGCAGAUUCAAGACGAGAUCAACGGACCUCCGCCGGCCUACGACACAGUGGUUGAUCACAAUGAACUCCCCAAGGAUUGCAACUUACAGGAGGUGGUCUCCGAGCCCUGUCCUCGUUGCUGUAACUCUCAUAGAAGUGAUAGUGGUCUACCAUCCUACGAAGUCGCUGUAUUACUUCGCGAUACCAAGUUAUAAUAUGCCUUGAUUUAGCUCCACCAUCCAAGCCCAUGGACUUGGGCCUCUCUCGUUAUGAACCAGUAUUUGAUUAAAAAUAUGGUGCUGUAAAUGUAGGUGUUGAACGACCCGAAUACAAAAGAUUGUCCCAACUAGGCAGUUUCACACGCAGUAAUGGUUUGAUGUUAUGAUGUGCACUUCGGUGUGGUCAAUAGAUAUUAGUUUUAGUAUUAACUUUCUUUUCUCUUUUAAAUAAGUGCCUUCCUCUUUGUUUUAAAAAAAGUAUAUUGUAAGAUUUUGUGCUUUCAAAUGUCCGGUGCGUGCUUCGCUACUCAAUACAGAACGGCAUAACGGUGCAUUUUCAUAAAAGUGAAAAAUCGUCUUAAUUUUAUCAUGUGCCAUGGUUAACAUUGUUAGUGUU
Hyposmocoma kahamanoa is the source of this 850-nucleotide messenger RNA. RefSeq lists its product as uncharacterized. Lineage: Eukaryota; Metazoa; Arthropoda; Insecta; Lepidoptera; Cosmopterigidae. Bases 1 to 450 code for a protein of 149 amino acids. The record is from RefSeq and is a predicted model, not a curated record. The transcript is spliced from 4 exons.